AUGCCAACAGAGGUGCAAGAUCCAGCUCCCUGCGCGGUUGAGGCAACUCUCUGGCGUUCCUGCCUGAAGGGAUUUGACUACAGUCCAGACCGACCACAAGGGGCCUGUGAGCACCAGCGGGUCGGCUACUACAGCUGUAUAAAGGACUGGAAUAUCCGACAGAAGGGACAGUAUGACUACUCACAGUAUAAUUUAGUGAAGGAAUGCGCAGGAGAGGCGGAGAAAUUACAUCAGUGUAUGAUGGUAAGCAUGUUUGAGGUUUCAGGUUGUCAACAGGCCAUGGCGCAGUUAAAGCGAUGUGCGGCUCGUCACGAUCCAGCGAUUCGAAAGGCACUAGCAGGAGAUCCCGCACUUGAUUCCAUCACAAACUUGGAUGAUGAACCACAGGGAAUUAAACGGUUGUGGUAUCGUGCUAUUGGAAAACUUUAA
Molecule: messenger RNA, 429 nt
Organism: Trypanosoma theileri
Lineage: Eukaryota; Euglenozoa; Kinetoplastea; Trypanosomatida; Trypanosomatidae
Exons: 1
Coding region: 1-429 (142 amino acids)
Source: RefSeq, a predicted model, not a curated record